This is a messenger RNA of Sorex fumeus (smoky shrew), 4298 nucleotides long. It is a transcript of the gene PRP4K, whose product is annotated as pre-mRNA processing factor 4B. The transcript has 15 exons. Lineage: Eukaryota; Metazoa; Chordata; Mammalia; Eulipotyphla; Soricidae. The coding region runs from base 63 to 2996 and encodes 977 amino acids. The record is from RefSeq and is a predicted model, not a curated record. Gene Ontology annotation, biological process: mRNA cis splicing, via spliceosome; peptidyl-serine phosphorylation; peptidyl-threonine phosphorylation. Gene Ontology annotation, molecular function: protein serine/threonine kinase activity; ATP binding.
CGGAGGCGCAGACGCCGCGGGACGCGCCCGAGCUGGAUGAUGCUGAUGAUUCUGAGAAGAGCAUGAAUGAAGAAAAUGGAGAGGUCUCAGAAGACCAGUCUCAGAAUAAGCACAGUCGCCACAAAAAGAAGAAGCAUAAACACAGGAGUAAACACAAGAAACAUAAACAUUCCUCAGAAGACGACAAGGAUAAAAAGCAUAAACAUAAGCAUAAACAUAAGAAACACAAAAGAAAAGAGAUCCUUGAUGCUUCUGACAAAGAAGGCAUGUCUCCAGCCAAAAGAACUAAACUUGAUGAUUUAGCUUUGCUGGAAGACUUGGAGAAACAGAGAGCCUUGAUCAAAGCGGAACUGGAUAAUGAGUUGAUGGAAGGAAAGGUCCAGUCUGGGAUGGGGCUCAUACUCCAGGGCUACGAGUCUGGCUCUGAGGAGGAGGGGGAGAUCCACGAGAAGGCGAGAAACGGGAAUCGAUCUAGUGCUCGGUCCUCAAGUACGAAGGGGAAGCUUGAACUCAUGGACAAUAAAAACAGUACGAAAAAACGAAGUAAAAGCAGAUCCAAAGAACGGACUAGACAUAGGUCUGAUAAAAAGAAAAGUAAAGGAAGCGUGGAAAUAGCGAAAGAGAAGACCACCAGGAGCAAGUCAAAGGAGAGGAAAAAGUCCAAAAGUCCGUCCAAAAGAAGUAAGUCUCAGGACCAGGCCAGAAAGUCCAAGUCUCCCGCCCUGAGAAGGCGAUCUCAAGAGAAAGUGGGGAAGACCAGAUCUCCCGCGGACGACAAAGUGAAGGCGGAGGAUAAAAGUAAGUCAAAAGAUAGAAGAAAGUCCCCCAUCAUAAAUGAAAGUAGAAGUCGGGAUCGGGGCAAGAAAUCUAGGUCCCCAAUAGACUUAAGAGAUAAAUCCAAAGAUAGGAGGUCACGGUCCAAAGAGAGAAAAUCAAAACGGUCUGACUUAGACAAGGAAAAGAAGCCGAUUAAGUCUCCCUCUAAGGAUGCUUCUUCUGGGAAGGAAAAUCGGUCGCCCAGCAGACGACCUGGUCGUAGCCCGAAGAGAAGAAGUUUGACUCCGAGACGAGACAAAUCAAGAAGAAGUCGUUCCCCUCUUCUAAACGACAGACGGUCUAAGCAGAGCAAAUCACCUUCCCGAACUCUGUCUCCUGGGAGAAGAGCCAGGAGCCGGUCCUUGGAGAGGAAACGGAGAGAAGUAGAGAGGAGGCGGCUGUCUUCUCCAAGAACGCGAACUCGAGAUGAUCUCCUGAGCAGACGGGAAAGAUCCAAAGAUGUCAGCCCUCUGAGCAGGUGGUCUCCAGCCCGAAGACGCCUGAGUCGCUCGCCCAUGCGCAGGCGGUCUCGCUCCCCCCGGAGAAGAAGCCGCUCUCCCCGGAGACGAGACAGAGGCCGCAGAAGCCGAUCCCGUCUCCGAAGGCGCUCCCGGUCACGGGGUGGUCGCAGACGCAGGAGCAGAAGCAAAGUCAAGGAAGACAAAUUCAAAGGGAGCCUGUCGGAGGGCAUGAAAGUGGAGCAGGAGUCCUCAUCAGAUGACAACCUUGAAGACUUUGAUGUAGAGGAAGAAGAUGAAGAGGCCUUAAUAGAACAGCGGAGGAUACAGAGGCAGGCGAUCGUUCAGAAGUACAAGUAUCUUGCUGAGGACAGCAACAUGUCGGUGCCGUCGGAGCCCAGCAGCCCGCAGAGUAGCCCCCGCACACGCUCUCCGUCCCCAGACGACAUCCUGGAGAGGGUGGCCGCCGACGUCAAGGAGUACGAGCGGGAGAACGUCGACACAUUUGAGGCCUCCGUGAAGGCCAAGCACAACCUGAUGACAGUCGAGCAGAGCAACGGUUCAUCUCAGAAAAAGCUGUUGGCACCUGAUAUGUUUACAGAAUCUGAUGACAUGUUUGCUGCGUAUUUUGACAGCGCGCGUCUUCGGGCUGCAGGCAUUGGGAAAGAUUUCAAAGAGAACCCCAACCUCAGGGAUAACUGGACUGACGCGGAAGGCUAUUACCGUGUGAACAUCGGCGAAGUCCUUGACAAGCGUUACAAUGUGUAUGGCUACACCGGCCAGGGAGUCUUUAGCAAUGUCGUCCGAGCCAGAGAUAACGCCAGAGCCAACCAGGAGGUGGCCGUGAAGAUCAUCAGGAACAACGAGCUCAUGCAGAAGACUGGUUUAAAAGAACUCGAGUUCUUGAAAAAACUAAAUGAUGCUGAUCCCGAUGACAAGUUUCACUGUCUGCGACUCUUCCGGCACUUUUACCACAAACAGCACCUGUGUCUCGUGUUUGAGCCUCUCAGUAUGAAUCUGCGAGAGGUGUUGAAAAAGUAUGGCAAGGACGUGGGGCUCCACAUCAAAGCUGUGCGCUCCUACAGUCAGCAGCUGUUCCUGGCACUGAAGCUCCUGAAACGAUGCAACAUCCUGCAUGCCGACAUCAAGCCCGACAAUAUCCUGGUUAAUGAAUCAAAAACGAUUUUAAAGCUGUGCGAUUUUGGGUCUGCCUCUCAUGUUGCGGACAAUGACAUUACGCCUUACCUUGUCAGUCGGUUUUAUCGCGCUCCCGAGAUCAUUAUAGGUAAAAGCUAUGACUAUGGUAUAGAUAUGUGGUCUGUAGGUUGUACCUUGUAUGAACUCUAUACUGGAAAAAUUUUGUUUCCUGGCAAAACCAAUAACCACAUGUUGAAACUUGCCAUGGAUCUCAAAGGAAAGAUGCCAAAUAAGAUGAUUCGAAAGGGUGUAUUCAAAGACCAACAUUUUGAUCAAAAUCUCAACUUCAUGUACAUAGAGGUCGAUAAAGUCACAGAGAGGGAGAAAGUCACUGUCAUGAGCACCAUCAAUCCCACUAAGGACCUGUUGGCUGACUUGAUUGGGUGCCAGCGGCUGCCUGAAGACCAGCGGAAAAAAGUGCACCAGUUAAAGGACUUGCUGGACCAGAUCCUAAUGCUGGACCCGGCCAAACGGAUCAGCAUCAACCAGGCCCUGCAGCACGCCUUCAUCCAGGAGAAAAUUUAAGCGAGACGAAGAAGCUCUAAGGGUUUGAGUAAUUAAUGCAAAGACUGAAGAAAUUUCACAGCAGUUUAUUCAUGUAUAUAAACUUAUAAAUAUUUCUCCUGCAAAUUUGAGGAAGCAUGAUAUAUUUGAAUUAACACCAAGGGUGAUAAUUUCUUUUAGAAAUGUUAGUUAAUCUGUUUUGUGUCUUAUGUGAAAUUUCAUUGUAGAACUGUUUUAAUUGCCAAGACUGCACAGAUUACAGUGCUAAUGUAUAUGGUUGCAGUUCACAUAAAAGACCCCCACCCCCACCCAAAAAAAAAGCACCUGUUAUAAAAUGAGUCGUAGUGUUGGGUGGUUGAUUUAUUUUUAGCAGACUUGGCAUCAUUUUGGGCUCCAGAUGAAAUGGCCAGCAUAAAUGCUGUUUAUAUCCGCAUUCUCCUAGGUGUGCGCAGGCCACAGCAGCCCUUGGUGCGGUCAGUGCCGAAAGGGGCCUGUCCUCCUUGAGCCUGCCCGCAGGGACGCUCCUUUUAAAGCAGGGUGCGCGGCAGUCAGUACACUGGAGGUAAGCUGGACCAUCGCGUCACUGCUGGUGUGAGGUGGUAUUGAUUGGAACAGCUGACAGGAGGGAUAGUGGCUGUGUGGCAGAUUCCCUGCAUGUGUGGUACCUGAUCUCGGUUUCUGUUUCGGCAUUGCGACUGCGGCAUAGUUGCAGUUUCUGUUCUGUCUAUCCCGCUGGAGACCAGAAGCGUGUGCGCCUGAAGGGGGAGCGCCUUCAGUGGACUGUUUCUUACUAACUUUGAUUUUUUUAAUCAACUUGCUAUAUAGACUUUAUACAUUUUGUUAAAUAAAUACAGUUCCUAGUAACGUAGAAACCAGGCAUAGUUUUCAUUUACUAAUUACAAAGGUUGAGGCCUGAUUCUGAAAGUCCUCCUAUUUAAAAGUUAGAUAGGCAACAUAAAUGAAAUUUUUAACUAUUUGUAUGUCAUUUUGAAAGUGUACUGCUUUAUGGUAAAAGUGUUUUUCAUCUGUUCAUCGUUUUCAUUAUUUGUGAUCAUGUUGUCUUUCAAUACAGGCAUAACCCUUCCACUCUUGAGCAAAGCAGCUGCUUUUUAAAAGCGGUAAUUGCUUCUUUACCUUUUAUUUCUUUUGUAAAUGAAGCUUUUCUUUAAGAAUGUGACUUUAAAGUGUUGUCUAUUGCAUAAAACAGUUGACACUCACUUAUUGUAAAGUGAAGAUUGUUCUACUGCAUGUGAAAUGGCCAUGCAGGUUUCUGUAUGUUUCUCAGUAUGCAUCACUAGGUAAUAAAGUCUUUUGUGAACCAGG